AUGUUGUCAACUCUCCUGGUAGUUCUAGCCUCGGCUGCCACCAUGGCGCGUGGCCAAUACACACCUACAAUUAAUCCGGACUCGGUAGACUUAUCUGAUCGCGAAAGCUGGUGCAAUGCCCAAAUAUCAUCAUGCCCUAUUCUCUGCCUACAGAUGCCCAACACAACUGGAGCUCUGAUCAACAGCUGCUCACCUAAAACCCUCUACUAUGUGUGUGAAUGCAGUAACGGCCUCUCUCCGAACGCCUCGCAAUACUCCCAGACCAUGCCGUACUUUAUCUGCACUGAAGCCAAUAAUCAGUGUGUUUCCAAGUGUGCUGAUUCUACAUGUCAGAGCGCUUGUCGCUCUGAUCACCCCUGUGGUGCUCAAAAUCCCGUCCGUGUCAAUGUGACUACUAAACCUUCUGCUACUCCCUCUGCGAAGGUUGCGGCGAACACGACCACGUCAGUUGCGCUUGGUACUUCCACUGCAACGGGUGAUGCGACUCGACUUCUGGCUGGGGAUAUAGGGAAUGUGUAUGGGCUUUGUAUGUUGGUGGGCGGGUUCGUUGUGGGUUUUGCUGCUUUAAUGUGA
Molecule: messenger RNA, 573 nt
Organism: Penicillium pulvis
Lineage: Eukaryota; Fungi; Ascomycota; Eurotiomycetes; Eurotiales; Aspergillaceae
Exons: 3
Coding region: 1-573 (190 amino acids)
Source: RefSeq, a predicted model, not a curated record